Molecule: messenger RNA, 4473 nt
Organism: Colletotrichum graminicola M1.001
Lineage: Eukaryota; Fungi; Ascomycota; Sordariomycetes; Glomerellales; Glomerellaceae
Product: helicase associated domain-containing protein
Exons: 5
Coding region: 1-4473 (1490 amino acids)
Cellular component (GO): intracellular anatomical structure
Molecular function (GO): RNA binding; ATP binding
Source: RefSeq, a predicted model, not a curated record
AUGGCCGGGGCUAAGAAGAAGAAGAAGCCCGCCGCCAACCCGGCCAGAGGCUUCGCCACCACAUCCGUUGCAUCCUCCAAGCCUCGGACCGAGCCCGCUGAGGGUCCCGAUAAUGGCGCCGCUGUCCGCUCCGCCACCGCCGCGCCAAACGCCGUUUCGAACCAGGAUGCCCCGCCCUCCGACCCUCAGUCUGCGUCUGCCGGUGCCGGUGACAAGGCUACCAAGGCCGAGCUGACCCCGGAGGAAUUCGAGAAGCAGCUGGAUGAAUCUGAGUUGCAACUCUUGGUUGAAAAGUAUGCCCAGAAGACUAAGCGAGACGCUCAACGCCAGCGCACGAGGCUCGAGACCGAUCGCCGCCUGCUCAGAAGUCAAGCCGACACUGUCAAUUCCAGAAAAUGGCUGCCUCAGGAGCUUAUGGACCAAGUUCUUGACCUGAUCCAGGCCGAGAGUCGUUUCGCCUCCUCGAGCGUCUCCACCGAGACUGCUGUCAGCGGCAAGCUGUUACCGGAGGAGGACAUGAUCAUUAAGCUUUGGACUCUGCAGCAGACCCUCACUGGCGUGGGCUUUCCUGAAGAGCGUGUGCAGGCCGUCAUGCGCCACAUCCUUGAUAUCGCCCCCAAUAUACCAUCAACCGCCAAAGACAGCCUCUGGGGUCUCGAGGAAGCCCUCGACUGGAUGGCCAGGGAGUGCCCGAGCGAUGAGUUGCCUGAUUACGAAGGCCGAGGCAAACAGGGAACCAGACAAUUAGACACCCCGGCGGAGAGUCCUCUGCCUUCAGGGGCAACCACCCCCAGAGCCUCUGAGCCCGGCGGUCGCCAAAAGGGCGGACAAAGGUCCAAAAACGGUGGUUCUGCUACUUCCAAGAAGAAGACUGUUGUGACUUGUGACAGUGACAUUGAGCCGGACGACCUGGUCCCAGUCUACCUUGUAACGAAGGCCAAGCUGUUCGAACUUGAGAGAAGCCAGCAAGGCAAGAAGAAGCAAAGGAACGGGGACUCUGGAUCAGAUGAAGGGGCCGAAACACUGGACAAGCUUCGCGCAAAGAUUGACAGAAUCGACAAGGAUGUCUUGUUCGACAAGUUUGCUGCCGAGCAGCAGUGGAGGACACAGAAGGUGGCCUUGGAGAAGGAGAUUGCAGCCGCCAGAAAGCAGAAGUCGCUUGAACAGGCUCAGAAAGAGGCAGAAAGGGAUACAGAGGGGCCAGUCGCUUCUUCUGAUGGGGACAUCAACGACGAGGCUGAACGUAUUGCCGCCGAGGUCCUUGCGCAGGGCGAGGACGACGAGGAUGGCGGUCUCAGUGAUCUAUUCGCCAAUCUGCCUGUCAGCGAGGUCGACGCCGCAGGCAAAUCAAGCAUCGUGUUGAACGGCGCAGAUGGCGUGAAAAUAACGAUCCGGGACUUUGGCAAAUGGACAGGCGUCAGUCCUAUGCGAGCCUUGGAAGAGGCUUGCAGAGCGAGAGACCCUGCCGUCAAGGUUACCUAUCGCCUCAUCUCCGAAGUACCGUUCGCCAAUCGUCAUGCUGUCUCCAUCUCAUGGUCCAGGUCUCAGGAGACACCGCCGCCGUCUCAGGACGACAGCGUGGAAGUAGGGACCUAUCCAUCCAUCUUCAACUUCACCAUGAAGUCCGUUGCCACCCCCGACAGUAAACAGUCGGAAGCUUACGUUGCGACUUGGGCUCUGUUCCACAUCUUUGGCACCUCGGCUAAGGAAGAAAAGGUUGGGAUGAGACUUCCCGUUGCCUGGCGUGAUCUAUGGGAUGAACUGGCAGAGGCCCGAAAGAGCCAGCUUGACGCCAAGGAUCGGGAGGCGAUUCGAGAGCUGCGGGCUCUUGUACGUCAGAGACAGGAUCAAGAACUUGAGGAUGGCGUUAUCCUUCAAAGCGCUUUCAAAGGGAGGGGUACAGCGCGCAAUCAAAACGAAAAGGGAGACGAAUCGUCUCAGGAGGCUGCCAAGCGACUCUCUGGCGGCCCCGAGUACUACCAGAACAUUUGGGCCCAGAAGACCAACUCUCCCAGAUACCAGGCUAUGCUCCAGGGUCGCAUGCAGCUUCCCAUGUGGAACUUCAAGCAGCAGGUCACGGACGCUGUUGACAGAGAACAAGUCGUGAUUGUGUGCGGAGAGACUGGGUGCGGGAAAAGCACGCAGGUACCAGCUUUUCUGCUCGAGCAUCAACUGACCCAGGGCAAGCCGUGCAAGAUCUACUGCACUGAGCCACGCCGAAUCUCGGCCAUUUCUUUGGCCCGCAGAGUCAGCGAAGAGCUUGGGGAGGGCCGAGGCGAUUUGGGAACUUCUAGGUCUUUGGUGGGAUACUCGAUCCGCCUCGAGGCCAAUACCUCCCGAGAGACGCGCCUGGUAUUCGCAACCACGGGCAUUGUCAUGAGAAUGCUGGAAGGCUCCAACGACCUGCGAGAGGUAACACAUUUGGUUCUCGACGAGGUUCACGAGAGGUCCAUCGACAGUGAUUUUCUGCUCAUCAUUCUGAAGAAGCUCAUGUUGAGACGCAAGGAUUUGAAGGUGGUGCUCAUGUCAGCCACGGUUGAUGCCGAGCGGUUCUCCAAGUACCUUGGCGGAGCACCAGUUCUGACGGUCCCUGGUCGGACGUUUCCCGUUCAGGUUCGCUACUUGGAGGAUGCCAUCGAAACAACCGGCUACACCGUCGGCCAGGCCUCUCAGGAAAAGAUGGUUGAUCUCGACGACGAUGUGGUCGAGACGGAAGUUGAAAGGCCCAAGUCUAUUGCUGGGGCCGACCUUUCUGCCUAUUCCGCCAAGACUAGGAACAGUCUGGCCCAAAUGGAUGAGUACCGGAUUGACUUUGACUUGAUCGUCCAGCUCAUUGCUAAGAUCGCUUCCGAUUCCGAGUAUGUGGCGUACAGCAAAGCGAUUCUGGUAUUUUUGCCCGGCAUCGCCGAGAUUCGAACCCUCAACGACCUCCUUUCCGGAGAUCCUUCCUUUGCGCGCGAUUGGCUCAUUUACCCUCUCCAUUCAACCAUCGCAACUGAGGACCAGGAGGCCGCUUUUCUUGUUCCGCCCCCCGGGAUGCGGAAGAUCGUGUUGGCGACCAACAUUGCGGAGACUGGCAUUACCAUCCCCGACGUGACUUGCGUCAUCGACACGGGUAAGCAUCGCGAAAUGAGAUUCGACGAACGAAGACAGCUUUCCCGACUCAUCGACACCUUCAUCUCCCGCGCCAACGCCAAGCAGCGGCGUGGACGUGCUGGACGUGUCCAGGAUGGACUUUGCUUCCACUUGUUCACGAAGCACAGGCACGACACCAUUAUGAGCGACCAGCAGACUCCUGAGAUGUUGCGUCUCUCACUCCAAGAUCUGGCCAUCCGAGUCAAGAUUUGUAAGAUCGGCGGCAUCGAAGAGACACUGAGCGAGGCAUUGGACCCCCCUUCGGCCAAGAACAUCCGCCGCGCUGUAGAUGCGCUCAUUGACGUCCGGGCUCUGACCCCUGCCGAGGAUCUGACGCCGCUUGGCAAUCAACUUGCCAGACUGCCUUUGGACGUGUUCCUGGGCAAGUUGAUCCUGAUGGGUGCAAUCUUCAAGUGCUUGGAUAUGGCCAUCACCGUGGCAGCCAUCCUCUCAUCCAAGUCGCCCUUCACCGCACCGUUCGGACAGCGGGCACAGGCCGACCUUGUGCGCAAGGGUUUCCGUAGAGGCGACUCGGAUCUACUGACUGUGUAUAACGCGUAUCUCUCAUGGAAGCGCGUGUGCCAGUCGACCAGCGCAUCCGGCGGCAAGGACUUUCAGUUUUGUCGAAAGAACUUCCUUAGCCAACAGACACUGGCCAACAUCGAAGACCUCAAGGGCCAACUCCUAGUUUCGGUAGCAGAUUCAGGGUUCCUCUUGCUAACUGAUGACGAGAGGAGAGCCCUCAACCGGUUGCGGUAUGGCGCCAACUCGAGAGGAAGACGCCAUCAGAACUUUUUCGAUAUUCCUCAGCGCGUGAGUAUCAACAGCGAGAACGAUGCCAUCACGACGGCAGUCGUUGCGUGGAGUUUCUAUCCCAAGUUGCUGGUUCGCGACAACCUGGGAAGCCGGGGUUUGCGCAACGUCGGCAACAACCAGUCCAUCAGCCUGCACCCGUCCUCAGUUAACAAGGGCCACAACGAGCUCAAGUGGCUAUCUUAUUACCACAUCAUGCAGUCAAAGAGUGUUUACCACGCACACGAGACUUCAGCUGCCGACCCCUUUGCCAUUGCUCUGCUGUGCGGCGAUGUGCGAGCUGAUAUGUUUUCUGGUGUCCUCGUCCUGGACGGCAACCGCUGCAGAUUUGCCCUGCCCGACUGGAAGACGAUGCUCGUCAUCAAGGUCCUUCGCACCAGGCUUCGAGAGCUCCUUACCCGCUCUUUCAAGCAGCCAGGCAAGCUGCCGACAGCACAGCACGAGCGGUGGCUGGCGAUCUGGCAAAAAAUCUUCUCUCAGGAGGCGAACAAAGACAAUGGCAAUACGACCGUUAGCAAAGCAUAG